AUGAACUUCUGUCUUUCCACUGUAGAUGCGUACCUCUGUCAGAGGACGGAGGCGCUGCUUCAUGACUCAAGGGGGAGCCAGGACCCACAAAGCUCAGAAGCUGCUGCAGAAGCAACAGCAGUGGAAGUCGAUCCAACUAACGAUGUUACUCCACGCCCGAACAGCCUCAAGAGUUUGCUACACCAGGUAGCGGGUGUAGCUGCUGCUGCACAGAGAAUCCCUGGGGGUGAUGACUACACCAUCAGGACAUCGACAAGCAGCAACGCGAGAAAAGCAGCAGAGGCAGCAGCAGCAGACACCCUCAAAAUCCUCUUAGAUAUCGCUGUAGGCUGCUCAGGGAAAAGUUCCAAUCUUAGUGUACUGAAGAAGGCGGAGGAGCUUCACCGUUUACUAGCUGGGCCUUCUGACUCGACAAGCAACACCGGUAAAGGCAGCAGCACUAGCACCAGCAUACUGCUGCAGGAGCAUGGGCAGCAAAUUCACGAAGGUGUUGGUGUUGGCAUCCAGGGUUUAUUGGAUGAGCUGCUUGAGGCAGUUGAUCUGUGUUUGGAGGCACACAGACGCAGUCCCCAAACGAGAAUUCGUGCGCAGCUGCCUUCACAGCAGCACGGGGGGCAGCCAGAGAAGCGGCAGCAGGAGCAGCUGCAGCAACAGCAGACUCGAGAGACAGCAGAAGCAAAUGAGAAAUCUGCAGUGCUGGGACGUGAUGGACGCGUUAUAAGUCUGCCUUCCAUUUUCUCGGUGCUGGAGGGCCGCCCUCAGAGUCAGUGGGCAUACCUUAUCAACAACGACAGCAGAAAAUUUGUGCCUCGCCUUCACGAGAAGCCCCACAAAAAGUACCCUUUGACUCCAGCUACAGUGGAUGCUCAGAAGGAGAGAGCUCUUUGGCUGGAGAGGCGGAGGGACUUGCUGGAGGACACGGUCUCUACUGCUGCUGCUGCCGAGACUGCAUCGGGCCAGCAGAAGCAGCAGCUGCUGGAGCAGCUCAGGCAGCAUGAGGAGGACCUGAUAACUCUACAGAAAGAAGAAGAUGAGGCGCAAAGCGCAGAAAGCACUGAACCGUUGCCACAUCCGUAUGAGGGCGAACUGAAGGAUCUAGUGUGGCUUGCAGAGGGAGACAAGCAACAGUCGGGUGUAUAUUCAGAACUUUUCACCUUGAAAGAGGCUACUCUACCUUCACCUGUCGAGGAAACUCCGUUGGUUUUUGUGGAAACGCCACAGCAACUUCGGGAGAUGCUAGACGAGCUUUGUAGCGGGCGCCAUAAGGUGGUAGCCAUUGACACGGAGCACCACUCCUACGAGAGCUACAAAGGUUUUAUAUGCUUGAUUCAGCUUUCCACAUGCGGAAGCGCAGGAGCGGCUAAGGAUUUCCUUGUCGACCCAUUUUCUCUUUUUGUUCACUUGACUGCCUUGAAUGAGCUCACCGCGAACCCCAAAAUUCUCAAAAUCCUUCACGGCUCAGCAAGUGACGUCAUAUGGCUGCAGCGUGACUUUUCCGUUUACUUGGUUAAUGUAUUCGACACGGCCGUGGCAGCUAGAACUUUGGCGAUCCCUGGUGGAGCUUCUCUCGCAAAUCUUCUAAGUUUUUACUUAAAGAAGCAGAAGGACAGGAAAAUGCAACUAGCGGACUGGAGAGUCAGGCCCCUUACCAAGGAAAUGAAGAGCUACGGCCGGUCGGACACACACUAUCUGCCUUACAUUUACCAGUGCAUGCAGAACCAACUUCUCGCCAGGGACGACCAGACGGGAAUGUUCAAUCUGAGCUGCACAACGCCUGCGGAGCUAGGCACCCCCACUGGAUCGGGCAAGGCUGCAGUUCUGGGAGUGAUGGAACGCAGUAGAGAUAUCUGUCUCUCCCUGUACACCGAGGGACCGUUUGAUGAGGAGAAGGAAGCCACUCAGCUCCUCAAAAGGAAUAACGUCGCGCUUGCACCUUUAUCAUUUGCGGCUCUCAAGGGGCUUCUCGCGUGGAGAGAUUCUGUUGCCCGGAAAAGGGACGUCAGCCCCCACGCAGUCCUCGCAAAUGCUUGCAUCUUGCUUUUGGCGCAAAGAAGACCGCUAGAUCACAUGCAGCUUCGAAGCGCCAUCCGCCCAACACCGCCGGCUGUCCGCCGGUACAGCGGGGAUAUUUUGAAAGCCAUUCAUGACGGUCUACAGAAAGCAGCAACGCAACCAUCUCCUCCAGUAGACGCUCAUCAGGAGGCUGAAGCGGAGAGCAAGCAGCAACAGACUCAGCCGCAGGAGCAGAAACAGCCAGAUCAGCCAGAGCCGAUGCUCGACGAUACGGAUGAUUUGCUGCCAUCUGCUGAAGUGCUUAGAAAUGCUGUGACUGCACAGCAGCAACUGCUUGCCGCAUUUGAUGCACCGGAGGCCUCUGUGGAUGCACCAGCAGGAGCCUCCGACAAUAAGGGAGAGCCCAACGCCUUCGACAAAAACAAUGGCAGUAGCUCGCCUGGCAGCAGCAGUCGUAGUGACACCAACACUAGCAGCCUUCAGCAACAGCAACAGUCGCCGGUGCAAAUAGGAGGCCUCUUCCGGAUCGGCUCGACUGGCCCUAAACCUUCAGUGGUGGUUAGGAUCUCCUCGGAUGUCUUAUCUUGUCAUAUGGAGAACUACUUCGGUUCAGCAGCAUCGGGUAUAUCGGUGCAAUCUGCCAGUGUCCGCAACGCGUCUCACAAAGCGCGGCAAGUUGCGCGUUGGGUAUACAGGCAGUUGCAGCAAAUGGAAAUGAACAGACUGCUGCAUUGUCAAGAAAUGCCGGACGUCCAGGUACCAGAACAGGUGGAGCAGAAACAGCAUCAUCAGGUUGAUGAAGUCGUCAGCACGGGUCUUCAUUUACUCCCUGCUCACCCGCCCCCGCCACCAGACCCAGAAAUUGUGGCGGCAGCAGUAGCAGCAAUAGGGAUCAGUGGUUCUGCAGCGGCCGUAGCUCCAACCGCACCGGAGGCGCCUUCCACGUCACCCACUGUAGCCAAGGACGCCACUGUGGGGAAUGUAAGCAAGAAAAGGGGACAUUCUGCAGAGGUCGAGGCCUCGAUGGGUCUGCUCCCCGUAGCUCAACAGAAGUGGAAGAGGCGGAAAAAGCAGCGACAGCACCCAGCGAAGUUGCCACGACCACUAGAAGCUACACAGUUCGUCAAUUAA
Eimeria necatrix is the source of this 3144-nucleotide messenger RNA. RefSeq names its product exosome component 10, putative. Gene Ontology annotation, biological process: nuclear polyadenylation-dependent snoRNA catabolic process; TRAMP-dependent tRNA surveillance pathway; poly(A)-dependent snoRNA 3'-end processing. Gene Ontology annotation, cellular component: nuclear exosome (RNase complex); nucleolus. Gene Ontology annotation, molecular function: 3'-5'-RNA exonuclease activity; nucleic acid binding; nucleotide binding. The coding region runs from base 1 to 3144 and encodes 1047 amino acids. Lineage: Eukaryota; Apicomplexa; Conoidasida; Eucoccidiorida; Eimeriidae. The transcript is spliced from 12 exons. The record is from RefSeq and is a predicted model, not a curated record.